Messenger RNA from Triticum turgidum subsp. durum (durum wheat), 1152 nucleotides. Lineage: Eukaryota; Viridiplantae; Streptophyta; Magnoliopsida; Poales; Poaceae. The record is from the annotation of a GenBank genome assembly.
AUGGCCAAGGCCGCAAGGGCUGGAGCGGUGCCUCUUCGCCAUGACGGCAGCCUUCCGGAGGAGAUCGUCGUCUGGGAGAUCCUAGUUCGCCUCGACCCCAAAUCCCUCCUCCGUUGUCGCGCCGUCCAUCGGACGUGGCACCAUGCCACCUCCACCCGUGCCUUCCUGCUUGCCCACCAUGCGCACCAGCCAGCCCUCCCAAUCGCUUCAGACGAAGAAUACAUCCUCACCGUCGACCGCCUUGCCACCGCCCAGCUCCACACUAUCGCCCAUCUUGACAAGGCCUUCAAUCCAGAGGCUUCCUGCGAUGGCCUUCUCGUCCUCUCCAGGUAUAACAACAUGACUGACACCAUUGAUUUCUCAGUUUGUAACUUGGCCACUCGUCAAUUUGCUCCCCUUCAACAACUACAUGAGUUGGGCUUGCGGUUAUUGGGGAUGUACUCGCAUCAACCUACUGGCGAGUAUCGAUUGUUACUUGAACGUGAUAGCUACAAUGAAACGACUGAAGACCAACUUGGCUACUAUGUCUUUGCAUUGGGCUCUCACCAGUCGCCGAGGUACAUCGGGUGGCAGGAGUCAACAUCACAAUGCUUCAGUUUACCUGUCUUGGUAUGCGAUAGCCUGCAUUGGUACCCAGUCUAUUAUGUGAGUGAAAGCAGCUAUGUACCGCUUCAAAGUGAAAGCAAAGCGAUAAUAGUAUUCGACACCAUAGCUGAGUCGUUCCGGCCAAUGCGUGCUCCAAUUGUUUCCACCAACUCAUAUGCCUUUGAGAUGGAUGGUACACUCGGCAUAUAUAGCCGUAACUAUGCCAAGACAACUAUUGAUAUAUGGGUAUUGCAUAACUACAAAAGCGAGGUUUGGAACUUCAAGUAUCGAAUCAAAUUGCCAGUUGCAGAAAUACGGGGGAAGUUUGAGACCUUUGAUGACCUUUGGAAUAUGGAGGUUGUUUCAGCGGACGGUGACGUGCUCUUGCUAGUCAGUUCUGGUCGGUGUCUGUCUUACAUUGACAAUGAUGGUAAGCUGAUUGACAGUUUUGAUCAUGGUCGCAAAUACUUCUUUUUGUCUAAAUAUCGGCUCAAGCAAAGUCUUGUCGAGCAUACCUUCUUUCAGGCUUUAGAAAGUUCUGUUGUGAACACUUCACCAUUCAUCUGA